Messenger RNA from Exophiala oligosperma, 3834 nucleotides. RefSeq lists its product as uncharacterized. Gene Ontology annotation, cellular component: nucleus. The record is from RefSeq and is a predicted model, not a curated record. The transcript has a single exon. The coding region runs from base 258 to 1772 and encodes 504 amino acids. Lineage: Eukaryota; Fungi; Ascomycota; Eurotiomycetes; Chaetothyriales; Herpotrichiellaceae. Gene Ontology annotation, biological process: protein import into nucleus. Gene Ontology annotation, molecular function: guanyl-nucleotide exchange factor activity; small GTPase binding.
CUCUCAUCCCUCUCACCUCGCACAUUACAGUCACACAACAUCAAAGUCAGCCUCAUCCAAUUCACUUUAUUUUUUCCCUCGACACCUGAGGAAUUUACUCUAUACUUUCUAGUAUAACAUCGCUUUCGAAACCGAACCACCAAAUCGAAGAUAUGCGUCGUCGUUCCUUGCACUUCUACCUUCCAAUCAAGUUGUCCCCUCUCUAAUCGCCACACCAUUCACCUUCUCGAGACCAACGCCUCAUUAUAGCGCCUCACAUGUCGGACACUGAGGAUCCCCUGAUAUGGGAUCUUGGUUCUGCCAUUGGCCUCCUCAAGGACCUCUCGCUCAAGUCUCAAGACCCUCCAACUACAACGCCCUUGUCGUUUGUCCCGACCUUCGACGAAGCUCAGGACCAUGAAUCCAACAACACGUCACUUGGUGACUUUAGCAGUCUCUGGGACUUUCUGAGUCGUCCGCAUACUGCUGAUGAUGAACAACAACAACAACAACAACAAGCUGCCGAGCUAGUGAGAUACGAAAUCAACGACGAGCCAGUCGCCGAACUCGACCUCAAUCAGCUGAACAAGGGAGUUCGGUGGCGAGAUGAAGUAGAUGGAGCGGAUCUAGAAGACAACGUCGAACCCACAAAGGUCACAGCAGCGUACAUACGCAACAAGAAACGUGCCGAACGAAGAGCACGAGCAAAAGAAAGAGCAGACCAGCUCGCCGCCCAGCAAAAGUCCACGUCAGAUACCACUGACCUCGAAUCGGGAGAGGAAUUGGAGUCUUUGAGAAGGUCGCCAGACCGAAGAGCCGUCAUAGACGACAUCCUUGGUUAUUCGAGACCUUCACUGCGCGAGACCUCUCCACCGACAUCACCUUCACCACCCAAAUCCGAGAUAAGAACGCCAAAGCGAGAAUAUCCGGUAUCGCAUCCAUUUCUCUGGCAGAUUGCUGAUGCCCCGUCACCCUUUAGACGAAUGUCCGUGGCUCCACGCGACGGCCUUUCUCCGCGGCAACGAAAGCAAGCACUCAUUACUGAAUUGGCCCGUCACUUUCCCGACGAGAAGAGAUACUUGAAGAACUCGGGUCUCCUCGAACCGGCAUUCACCCCUUUGAAUAUUUCCAACAUCGGUAUCCACGUUUUCAUCGACAUGUCCAACAUCUCGAUUGGCUUCCACGACUGCUUGAAAGUAGCACGUGGCAUGCCGCGAGACACGCGCCUGAAGCGUGUCCCACUGUCCUUUCACAACUUCUCGCUCGUACUCGAAAGAGGCCGCCCAGCCGCCAAGCGCGUCCUGGUCGGAUCGGACAAGUACGCCGCGAUCGCGCAGGCCAAGUCCAUCGGCUACGAGACCAACAUUCUUGAACGCGUGCACAAGGCAAAGGAGCUGACGCCGCGACAGCGGAGGUAUCAGUCCGGGGAGACGAGUGGUUCUGAGACGAACAAUUCUCUCUCCGUGCCGACGCACGCGCCCGAAAAAUGGGUCGAACAGGCCGUGGACGAAAUUCUACACCUGAAGAUCCUCGAGUCGUUGAUCGAUGCGGAGAAACCCAGCACGAUUGUUCUCGCCACGGGCGACGCGGCCGAGGCCGAGUAUUCGGGCGGGUUCCUCCGUAUGGUCGAACGUGCGUUGGAAAAAGGAUGGUCGGUUGAGCUGGUCAGUUUCAGACUGAACACCAGCAGUCUGUACAAGAGGAAGGAAUUCCGGUACAAGUGGGGGCCCAUGUUCAAAUGGGUCGAAUUGGACCCCUUUGUCGAACAUUUGAUUGACGAAGAUGAUGAUUAACGAUUGAGCGAGCAUGCAUGCAUGUAUGUUGUGUUGUGUGCUCUUGCUUGCCGAGUUGUCCUCGGACAAGGUGAAAUGGCCGUGUUGUACGGUUCAGCACCAUUGUCACGGCCAAGGGAAAUGUGGCCAUACAAUGAUGAUACCCAAGCGCGAUCAUGAUUACGAUUUCAGAAUGACAUGGAGGACGGGAUUUGGACGACUCAUUUGGCGAGAGACAGACAUGACUAACCUGACCGGCGACAACGGGUGUCUGGAACCAGCCUACUCCUUUUUUUGGGUUUUUGGAUUAUUAAUUCUUUUUCUUCCAAAGAUCAGUAUCUCGGAUUUGACUCUUGGAACUAGAAUUUCAACGAAAGAAACAAAACAUGAGUACGGCGAGGUCGUGAAACUUGUUGUUGAGGUGUGUAUAUUUGUCUGUGUCACGUUUUCGGUUUUAUGGUCCCGGGUCUCGAGUUCUGUUUUUUAUUGUCAAAUGGACUCGGACGAUGAUGAAAUCUCUACAGAGGUACCGAUACCUCACAGUAGGUAGUUACUACCAUAAGCUAGUAGCUAUCAUUGUUGAUUGAAUGCUAUGAUGGCCGGGUGCGUAUAGCAAACUUGGGAUAAUCGUUGUUCCAUUAUAUGAUUCUAUGUUUCUAUCGAUGUUGGAAUGAUAUUAUCGAGACUCCUGACAGUAUGCAUGCUAUGUUUCUUUCUGAAACAAGACAUCAAGAUAAGUGCGAGUAGGGACGGUUGGACGGAUGCUGGUGAAAUUACACGCCCACGAUGCUACACCUUCUUCCCCUUGAACCCGCCCAACCUGACCCAGAGGAAAACCCACACCAGGGAGCCAGCGGCGAGGGUGGCACCGCCAAAAGCCUGCAUGUCUCUGUAACCCCCGUUGGAGAUGAUCUGGCCCGCGAUGGGGCUUCCGAUGAGGGUGGCGACGGCGGCCACGCUGAACAAGGCACCCGUCCGCACGCCGAUCUCUUGGAUGUUGGAGAACUGGGCGAUGACCGCCGGCAAGAUGCUCGCGACGCCGCCGGAACUGAAACCAAACACGCAGCAGUAGACGACGGUGGCGGCGGAACCCCCGCUGGGGACCCACAGGGCCAGCGUGAUGACGGACGACAGAAUCGACAUGGACAACAAGACGUUGAGGCGGCCGACGCGGUCGGCGAGGAAGGGUGGGAUGGUCCUGCCGAACGUGCUGGCGGCGUUCAUGAUGGGGACGAGGUACUUGGCGAGAGAGUUGGGGACGCCGUGGGCUCGGCUGGCGAGGAUGAUGAAGGUGAAGGGGAUGAAGAGACCUGGGUAACCACGCAAAAUGUCAGAGAAGAUGGUUCAAAAAUAAAAACAAUAAAAGGGGGGAAAGAUCGUGUGGACAAAACGUACCUAGCCAAGUCAGAAAGCCACCGGUGGCCAGCGUGGCGAAAGUCGGUUCGGAGAAAGGACGUAGGAAAUCUUUUGCUUUGACGGGUCUAGGUCUAGGUGGUAUGCGACUGACGAUGGUGAGGUUGGCAAAGAGACCCAGGGCCAGGAUGAGAAAGGCGCAGAUUCGCAUGGUCCAGCCGAAGCCGACUUGAGGGAUGAGUUUUUCGACCAUGACGGGGAAGAUGACUCCACCGAUGGAAGAGCCUGCGGCGGUGACCCCCAGAGCCAGGGCCCGUCGUUUGAAGAACCACGUCGUCACGGCCGACAUGGAUGGGUAGAAGAAGAGAGAGCACCCGAUGGCGGAACAGACGGCUUGCGCCAGGAAAAACUGGUAGUACUCCUUGGAGAUGGAGGUCAUCAUCAGUCCGAAGACGUGGAAGAAUGUGCCGGCCAUGAGAAGGUAUCGGGGGCCGUAAUUAUCUGAUGAUGAUGACAAUGAAGAAGGGAGGUUGUCAGUCUGAUAAGAAUAUCUACAGAGGGAGAAGAGACAAAGUGGUGGUGGUGGUGGUUUGUUUUGGCAUACCGUAUAAUCUUCCCACCCAGAUACCACCCAAGAACAUCAUACAUGACUCGGUAGAGGGGAUCCAUGCAACCUCUUGCGAAGAGUAUUUUCGGAGUUGAUGAGUUUCGUAGUAUUCUUGGAACACAC